Triplophysa rosa is the source of this 1391-nucleotide messenger RNA. It is a transcript of the gene rtn4ip1, whose product is annotated as reticulon 4 interacting protein 1. Gene Ontology annotation, molecular function: oxidoreductase activity. Lineage: Eukaryota; Metazoa; Chordata; Actinopteri; Cypriniformes; Nemacheilidae. The record is from RefSeq and is a predicted model, not a curated record. The coding region runs from base 183 to 1358 and encodes 391 amino acids. Gene Ontology annotation, cellular component: mitochondrion. The transcript is spliced from 9 exons.
GUUCAAGUCCUCCGGUUUGUUUAGGUUUUGUAAGGCAUGAGAUUGCUUCCCAGAGUUUUAUUCUAAAAUUCUAUUUGAUUUAUUAUAAAUCGCUGGUUAUGGUAAACUAUAAGGGCCGGUGAGCGAUCUUUAAUCGUGCUGUUUAUUAUAAGAAGAGCGAUCCGGGUUGUUUUAGAUCAGACAUGCAUCUCAUGUGUAGGCGGUGGUUGGUGUCCACGCUGAGGGCUCACGGAGGUCAUUUCAGGGGCUUUAGUGUCUCAGCGUCCCGCAACACUGUGAUGACCGCAUGGGUCAUCGACAAAUACGGGAAAAACGAGGUGCUGAGGUUGACCAAAAACGCGCCUCUUCCGAUCGUCCACUAUCCCAAUGAAGUGAUCGUGAAGGUGCACGCUGCGGGCUUGAACCCUUUAGACAUCAGCAUGAGGGGUGGUUAUGGGGCAGCUACUAUGGCCAUGAAACGUGACCCACUAAACAUGAACCAAUCAGGCAGCGAGUUUCCUCUCAUCCUUGGGCGUGACGUGUCGGGGGAGAUCAUGGAAUGUGGGCUAGAUGUGAAGUAUUUUAAACCAGGAGAUCAGGUGUGGGCUGCCAUCCCUCCGUGGAAGCAGGGUAGUCUGGCGGAGUUUGUAGUGCUCAGUGCCAAUGAGGUGUCUCACAAGCCUAAUACUCUGAGUCAUGCUGAAGCGUCAUCGGUUCCAUACGUGGCUUGCACGGCCUGGUCUGUCAUCGUCAACACGGGAGGCUUGAACAAAGACAACAGUGCAAAGAAACGUGUUCUGAUUCUUGGAGGAUCAGGAGGGGUGGGAACCUUUGCUAUACAGAUGGUGAAGGCAUGGGGCGCUCAUGUCACUGUAACAUGUUCCCAGAAUGCCGAGCGGCUGGUGAGAGAUCUGGGUGCUGAUGAUGUUGUGGACUACACUGCUGGAUCAGUCGAAAAGCAACUACAGACUUUACAAAAGUUUGAUUUGAUUUUAGAUAAUAUUGGUGGUGAUACAGAGAAAUGGGCACUGGAUCUCUUGAAACCCUGGAAUGGAGCUAAAUAUGUUACCCUGGUCACACCAUUCCUGCAGAACACAGACCGGUUAGGCCUUGCAGACGGGAUGAUGCAGACCGGCGUCACCGUAGCAUGCAAAGUGCUGAAGCACCUUAGGAAAGGAGUGCAUUAUCGCUGGGGUUUCUUUGCUCCAAGUGGCCCUACAUUGGAUGACAUCAGUGAAAUGGUUGAUGCCGGAAAGAUCCGUCCUGUGCUGGAGGAAGUGUUCUCAUUUGCUCAGGUGCCAGAGGCCUUUCAGAAAAUGGAACAGGGCCACGCUCGUGGAAAAACUGUGGUUACCAUCACAGAGGACCUGAACGAAUAACUAUGGUAACCAAACAAAAAUCUUGUGAUGGAU